Messenger RNA from Paramuricea clavata, 5613 nucleotides. The record is from the annotation of a GenBank genome assembly. NCBI's taxonomy places the organism in Eukaryota, Metazoa, Cnidaria, Anthozoa, Malacalcyonacea, Plexauridae.
AUGGCUGGGGACGACGGUACUUCGAUCACGACUUUGGACGAGGGUACUUCGAUCAGGGCUGGGGACGAGGGUUCUUCGAUCGUGGCUGGGGACGAGGGUUCUUCGAUCACGACUUGGGACGAGGGUACUUCUAUCAGGGCUGGGGACGAGGGUACUAUGGCUGGGAACGAGGGUUCUUCGAUCGUGGCUGGGGACGAGGGUUCUUCGAUCACGACUUGGGACGAGGGUACUUCGAUCAGGGCUGGGGACGAGGGUACUAUGGCUGGGGACGAGGGUUGUUCGAUCGUGGCUGGGGACGAGGGUACUUCGAUCAUGGCUGGGGACGAGGGUUUGUUGUUUGAAUCGAUGUUACUCUCUGCCUGGGUUAUAGUUUCAACAACAGUAUUCGAAUUGGAAGCCCACUUACGUAAAUUGAAACCACCAGCUAGCAUGAUGCCUUUGGUGCCCUUGUAAAUAUUUAAUGCUUCAUCAUCACUCGGAGCCCCAGAAACUAAAUCAUCGACAUACAGGCCAUUCUUUAAUACUUUGACUGCAUCAGGAUUCUCGUCUUCAUAUAAAUUCAAGUGAUGAUUAAUCGUAGCUCCCAACAUAGCAGGCGAUGGUCUUAAUCCAAAGACUAAUCUGGUAAAUCGAAAUUCGAUGAUUUCUGGAAUCGGUUCCUGAAUGUUCUUAACCCAAAGAAAACGUAGCAUGUCCCAGUCCACAUGAUCUAUGCCCACCAUUAAGAAUGCCUUUUCUAUAUCUGCAACCAAUCCAACUGCAUGGGAUCUGAACUUCACGAGUAUGUUGAAUAAAUGAGGAAUAUUGUUAGGACCAAUAUAUAGGCAAUCGUUGAGUGAAUAGUUCCGUUCUUUAGUAGUAGCAGAACCGUCGUAUACUACACGUAAUUUCGUAGUGGAUUUAUCUUCACGCACAACAGCGUGAUGUGGGAGAUAAUGUACAUUAUCGUUGUCUUGGUUACUGCUUGUGCUUCCAUUCACACGAGGUACUUCCUCAAUGAUUCCCAAUUCUAUUUGAUCUUUGAUGCUCUUAUCGUAUUCUUGAAGUAGUUCCGGUUGUUUCUUUAGUUUGCUGUACAACGAACGCAGUCGGUUGUAACAUAAAUCAUAGUCGUUGUCUAGCAUAGGACGCUCUUCUUUCCAUGGAAGUCCCACUUUGUAACGCUCACCUGUAAAUUGGAUGUUUUGCAGAAAUUUGUCAUCUUGGUGGGAAUCUUGUUUGUUAUCAAUGAUCCCAAUGGAUUCAGUGUCCCAGAAUCGUUUUAGUGAAUCAACAAUUUCAUCGUUUCGAUUUGGAAUGGCAGAAUUCUGGCAUGGAUCACCAGCUAAAAUGAGGUUGGACAUGCUGGAAUGGUUGUUGGAUGAAGAUUGAGUUGUGCGACCCGACAAUAACCAACCUAGCUUACUGCUAAUGGCUGUGGGCCCACCUUCACCUCGAACAAUGUCUCCCGUUAUAAAAUCCCAGUAGUGGCUUACUGUCUUCGUUGUAGUCUGCUAGUUCCAGUCCCCUUAAGUGUGCAUAACUUGUGUUAACCCUUGUUCGUACAGGAGAACAAAUAGUGGGGAAAUUAAUGGCAGAAAUUUCGACGCUAUCUCGAUCGGUUCUACUUUCUAAAGUAAGCUUAUAUACAUCACAACCUUUCGCUUAAAUUUGUUGUCGCCAAACGUAUUCAAAUUAAGUGUAUACCCUCGAUGUGGGCUUUAAAUUCAACCGUCUCUGAACUGAAUUAGUGAUGUAGGUCCGCUGACUUCCAGUGUCAAAUAGUACUCGCACUGGUACUGAUUUCUCACCAUUUGUCGCAACAGCCCGAGCUGUUUGUAAUAAAACAGUUCCCUGAGAUACUCGUGUGGCAGUCACUGUCAAAUUCGAAUUUACUUCCGGUUGAUUAUCUUCAUGUUUAGUCGCUUCGUUAUUUUUUUGCUUAUCGAUUCGAGCGCAGAUAGACUGAUGAUGUCUACCUGAGCAAUGACGGCAUCUUCUCUGGUUGGUACAAUCUCGGGCAUGGUGACCUUUAUACAAACAAUUAAAACAGCGACCAGAUUCUCCUAAAAUUUUCUUACGUGCUUCAGAACUAAUAACCUUGUCACAUGAAGCCGAAUAAUGACUCCCUUCACAAUAAACACAUUGUAUUUUGAAACUACCACCGUCCUUUGUUUUGGUUACUAAACUACUAGCAGUAGGGGGGUUAUAUCCCUUUGCUGAACCUUGCGAUUUCGGAAAUUUAUGUGAACUGUUCUCAGUUGCCUUGGUUGCCUCGCUAGCUUCACGCGCCUCAAUUUCGAUUUUGAUUGUUUGAAGUAGUUCAUCGAUUACCCAAACAUCCUUAGUUGACUUUCGAGCAAUUUGUAAUCUAACAUCGCUUGGCAUUUUUGACAUGAUUAUGGGUAUUAAUAAACUUCCAUAUUGCUCUGAAGAGAUACCCAAGGAAGCCAAGCCGCGUACAUGCACACUGAUCUUGUCGUAUACAAAUCUUAAAGCAGAUAACUUAUCGCUAGUGCAAGCUUGGAUCUUGAGUAUUUCGUCCAUGUGUGCUGUUACAAUUUGUUGCGGCUUACCGAAACGAUCCUUGAGAAUUUGGAUGGCAGACUCAUAAUUAGCAUUUGUUAAUGUAAGUCCUUGUAUAGCUCGUAAUGCGGGACCCUCUAAGAGAGAGUUCAGGUAAUUGAAUUUGUCAAUGGUUGAAAUAUCAUUGUUUGUAUGUAUUGCUGAUUCAUAUGAAUCCCAAAAUGUACUCCACAUUGUCACUUGACCUCUAAAUUUUGGUAAUGUCAGCUUUGGUAGUUUUGGUUUUGAUGACAUGGUUGUAUUUGAAUAAUGUGACGAUGUGUUUACAUUAUGAUCCCCUUGUAAUUGACUUGUUGCUUGGUUACUGGUUUCAUUCAAAUUAUCGCUUGUUUGCUCAAUAUUACUUGACGUUUCAUUCGUAUUUACAGCACUAUUCUCGCUCGAAUUCACAAUCGUUUGAUUACUAACCUUGUUUACGUUUCCAUGUCCUCGUUUAUACUUCUCGAUUUUCUUUGUAGCGUUUAAUAUGCGAGCCACUAUCUCCGAUGACUCUUCUAUUUCGAUUUCUAUGUCCUUAAUUUCGCAUAAUCCAAGGAUUUCUUCGUCCAGUUCGUUAAGUAUUUUCAAUUUCUCGCUCAGUAACGAAUGAAUAACUUCGCUUCGAUUGAUAUUUUCUUCGUCUUGAGAUUGGAUAACCUCUUCCGCUUCCUUUGCUAACUUUGUGCACACGCCACGAUGGCCUCCUCGCUUCGCUCGUAAACGGUCAAAUUUUUCCUUCGUAUUCGCUUCCAAAGACAUUUUAAAUCGAUUAUACGGUCUUGGGCUUAAUGCCCCACGUUGGGCGCCAUGUUAUGAAUAGUAAUUCUGCGAUAAAUUUGACCUUUUCUUCGAUAAUAUACACACAAAACAUUUUAUUGUACACAAAAUACGAAAAACAAUACACUAACUGGCAAAAAAUGUUCACGUGAUACGUCACAGUGAUCAAAUUGUUCACGUGCGUUCCAAAGUUGCGUAAUCCUUAUAAUAACAAUGAAUAAUAACAAUGAAUCUUUAUAACAAUAACUGGAUCAGACUUGUUGGAACAACCUUGUAACAAGUCUGAUAAUAUCAACAAGGUUGUUACAACUGUUAACAAGUUGUUCCAAACUUGUUGACGACUUGGGACAAGCAGUGCGAACACAACUUGUUGACGCCUUGCAACGGUUAGCGCGACUGCAUGACUGCUCACGAAAACAAUCUGUUUGUACGAUUAAUUUCGUCUUAUGCCAGUAUGCGAAAAGAAUAAUUCCUAAUAGCCAGACAGCAGUCGAGUUUAGCGUACAUUAGACCAUGCUUACAUGAGGAGGAUGAAUUCAGAACUGCACGAGGAUACGAUAAUCCAAGAUAUUUAGUCGUACACACGUAGAAAUCUCACAACUUGUCAAUAAGAUGUUCGCAACAGGUUUGUAGCAAGCUUGUCAACAAGUUGUAACAAUGCUGUUAUUUUAUCAAGUUGCUAUAAGGUUGUCACUCACAACUUGUUGACAAAUUGUUGAAUUGCAGGACGACAACAAGUUGUUGGGAACAACUUAUAACAAGCCUGUUGAGCUCAAAAACCUCGUAGCAAGUUGUGUAACAAGCCGUUGACAACUUGUCAACAAGCUGGGAACAAGCAGUGCGAACACAUCCUGUAGAAAAGUUGUCGGAACAGCAUUGCAACAAGUCCGCUGUAGGUUUGUUACAACUUGUGCGUUUUUACGUGUUUUUACAAACUCACACAAAGUACAGGUGUCUGAAAGGCAUUCAAACUACGAGCACAAUUGUAUAUACAAACACUGCAAUCGAGUCCCAUCAGUGCAAUCAUGUUUCAUUCCAAAACAUGUCAAACUUAUACAUAUACGGACUAAACUACGGUUUUGAAUCCUUAGCAUGGUACCAGCACAAAAAGUAAUUACGCAAAUAGCAAGAGUUCCGCGUACCUACGUGGUUGAGACGAAAGAAGCACGAAGUACCAGACCGUAAUAUUAGAGAGGUUAAGAUACCCCGGUUUCGGUGUACAGGUACGAGUAGUGUCAUCUUGUUUCACUGAUGUCUGUAAUUCGAUCAUACGACAUACGUUUUCUGUUUUCUUGCAAUAGACAAUGAUAUAAUGCGAAAAAUGUGCACCUUAAUUACGAGUAAAGGUACAGACAUCGACGAAAAUAUUUGCUAACCAAAAUCAUGCUACCCAUACACGUACACGUACACCGAAACCUGGGUAUCUUAACCUCUCUAUUGGCGUACCUCCGGUACGCAAGUACGCGAAUUAUUACAUCCUGCUGCACUCAAAUGUGCAUGAGUUUCAUUGUUGUGAUCACGUCGUAUAGGACACAUGUGCUGAUUGGAUGAAUUGCAGUACACACGUAAAAACGCACAAGUUGUUACAGGUCUGCAAACAAGUUGUUACAAAUCUGUUCACAAGCUGUCAACAAGUUGUGUUCGCACUGCUUGUUCCCAGUUGUUGUAACAAGUUUGGAACAAGCUGUUCACAACGUGUAACAAGCUUGAUGGCAUUAGCAGACUUGUUACAAGGUUGUUCUAACAAGUCUGAUACAGUCAUGAUAUAGCAAGAAUGUUACAAGGUUGACGACACAAGGUUGUAACAAUAUUGUUAUAUCGUGACUGGAUCGGACUUGUUGGAACGUUGCAACGGAUCAACGAGGUCGUUACAAGUUGUUAACAGCUUGUUCCAAACUUGUUGCAACAACUGGGAACAAGCAGUGCGAACACAACUUGUCGACGUCCUGCAAGAUAUGAAAUUGUUUAUGUACUCUUGUAUAUACAUUCCUCCCUUCCUGCAACGGGGCAGUUGAGACUUGUGUGCUCACGAAAAUAAUCUGUUUGUACAAUUAAUUUCGUCCUAUGCCAGCAUGCGAGAAGAAUGACUCCAAAAAAGCUAGACAGCAGUCGAGUUUAGCGUACCUUAGACUAUGCUUAUAUGAGAGGCCAACGCCAUGCAAUCAAAUUUGCAUGCGUUUCCUUGUUGCGAUCACAUAGACAAUAGUUUGCUAAUAACACAAUCAAAAAAGGUAAUAUGUGAAUUUUAUGGUAAUAUGUGAAUGUCUUAUAACAUUUCUUCUAGGACCUUAG